Lithohypha guttulata is the source of this 630-nucleotide messenger RNA. RefSeq lists its product as uncharacterized. Gene Ontology annotation, molecular function: protein heterodimerization activity. Gene Ontology annotation, biological process: DNA-templated DNA replication. NCBI's taxonomy places the organism in Eukaryota, Fungi, Ascomycota, Eurotiomycetes, Chaetothyriales, Trichomeriaceae. Bases 1 to 630 code for a protein of 209 amino acids. The transcript has 3 exons. The record is from RefSeq and is a predicted model, not a curated record. Gene Ontology annotation, cellular component: nucleus; CHRAC.
AUGCCGUACGUGACUACCGCGAUUCCCAGACCAGAAGAGAUCACUGGGACUUCCACUCUACCUCUUGCGAGAGUGAAGAAAAUCAUAGCACAAGACGAAGACAUUAGUCAAGCCUCAAACUCUGCUGCUUUUGCCAUAUCCGUCGCGACUGAAGAAUUUUUGCGGUACCUGACAGAACAAGCUUUCAAUGUCGCAAAAUCAGAAGCAAAGCCGCGCAAGAAUAUCCAAUAUAAGGACAUUGCAGCUGCUGUAUCGAAGCUGGACAACUUGCAGUUCUUAUCUGAUGUCGUGCCUCGAACUAUAACUUACAAGCAGGUCAAAGAAAAGGACCAGAAAGUCAAAGAUGGCAAAGACACGACUACCAACGGCACAAACGGCCAUGAAGCUGAGGAGGGCGAUGAAGCCCUAACUUCAAAACAACGCUCGAUCGCACACAUGAUGGGUCAUCCUCAUGCUCACACGAACGGCAACCACGGAAUGUCCGAGUCUGAACCAAUGUCACCUGCUCAGCAGCGAAUCAGUCUUUCCAUGGCUACCUCGCCGAUUGUGGAUCGACCUGACCAGCCACAACGCAAUGGUCACGCUCAUCCAUCAAGCGAUGCGGACGAUGAUGUUGAGAUGGAUGAUUGA